GUCGCUUGUGAAGCGCGUCUCGUGUCACCGAUAUCGUAGGUCAAACGACCCUUAAAAUCAUCUCCAUCAAUGAGAAUUGUCUCGAACGUUUACCUCUCGGCACUCGUCCAACAAAUAUCGAGUCAAGGAAUCGUGGAACGAGUGAAAGUUUUAAAAAAAAUCAGAAGAUCUUUUAUCCUGAGUUAUAUUAUCAUCGAAAGAUUUUAAUUAUUAAGGAUUUGUUAUUUCUACGCUUGCUAUAUUUUUUCCAAUUUUUGAAUUUUAUCGAUCAGUACGAUUAGUUUUUGGAAUCGUAAAAAAAAAAAAAAAAAAAAAUCAUAGAUGUAACGAUUUCAGACAGAAAGUUUGCCUCGCGGAAAUCCAUUUGUAUCGCGUGUUCGAAAUUGGCAUAAAGUAUAUAUUGUAGAAUUUUCGUAGCGUGGUGUGGUGGGGCUGGUUGUUUUUCUUUCUGUUUGGUAGUUCGGCACCCGGUCUCGGCACGCGUUUCAGAACGGGUAAUAGUGGGUAUCAUUCGAAAUCGCGUUACCAAUAAAUAUUAUAUCGUUGUGAGAAAUAUUCAUUCUCGAGACGCGAUACCAUCGAUCAUUGUAAUGUUCGCAAUCGAAACAUAGAUCGAAUAUUUCCGUUUUUCGUCAAACGAUAGACAUGUGACGAAACUGAUAAUUGUCCACUAGUCUUUCGAAUGACGAAACGCGAUUUCGCUAUACGUCUAUAUUAUAAACCCACGCGUAACUGACUUAUCUGUACUUUAUGAAUAUUGAGAAACGAACGAAACGGUCAGUCGGUAUCGUGUUUUGGUACUGGUGUUCAUGUGUGAAAAGAUCAUCGAGCUCGCGAGAGGCACACUGUCGAGUGGUGAUCGAUUCCCGGCUAAAAGAGAUCGAGGAUCAUUCUUCGAGAAAAAGGCGAUAAAUGUGUCCAAAGCGGGGAUCGUGGUCGAUAAGUUACCGAGGCAAGAGAGGAAGAGGAAGAAACGGCCAAUAAUCAUUAGUGAAGUUUCGAUCUAGCUCGACCUAACCUCUUUCUUUCUCCUCGUCUCGUUUUUUUUCUCCCCUUUUGCCUCUAUCCUGUCUCCUUUCGUCGAUCUGCCCAUUUCUCGACCUUCGCCACAUCGUUUUAAUUUUCGUAUUCAGUGUCGUGCACGAUUUUCGAUCAAUUGAAGAUCCAACAUGGCAUCAUCGUCGAUCAUCGAGGGAAGCGACGAGUAUGGUUUGGGAUAUCAAAACACGUUGGUUACACCGCACCACCUCGUCCUAGACCUUAUUUACAACGCGCAGAAUUGUUACACAAUUGCUCGAUCUUUCUCCUUCCUCCGCGAAGUUGAAAUCUGUCCGGUGGGAAAAUUUAUCCCGCAGGAAGAGGAAAGAAGGAAGGAAGGAAGGAAGGAAGGAAGGAAGGGAGAAUUCGAGGAAGAAAGGCCGGAGGAGGAAGGGUUGAACAGGAAGAAACGAUUGGACGGACGAUCUUGUCGAAAAUGCGAUUGUGUCGUAUGCAGUGUUGACGCAUCAUCACGAGAAGAUGUAUGGUCGCUACACGAAGGAUCUGGGUGAAUACGCAAAAGAAGAGGCACGGAAGCUCAAGUACGAGAAAACACGGCGGAAAUACGAAAGCAGGGAGGAGGAUCUGCGGAAGUCGAGAAGAGGACCCCUUUGCAGGAAGUUGAUCGCGUUAUUGGCUUUCGCGUGGAAGCACACGGGAGCUAGGUUAGGGGAGGAUUGGGUGUUCUUGGCCCUCCUUGGAAUAAUUAUGGCGCUCAUCAGUUAUGCCAUGGACCGUGGCAUUUCUAUGUGUAACAACGCCAGGAUAUGGCUUUAUCAGGAUCUGACGCACCAUCCGGCGCUUCAAUAUCUCGCCUGGGUGUCCUUGCCGGUUUGCCUGAUCCUCUUCAGCGCCGGCUUCGUGCACAUCGUUGCACCGCAGAGCAUAGGAUCCGGCAUUCCGGAGAUGAAAACGAUCCUACGUGGGGUGGCCUUGAAGGAGUAUCUCACCUUUCGUACGCUCGUAGCGAAGGUGAUAGGUCUGACCGCGACCCUGGGCUCCGGUCUGCCGCUGGGCAAGGAAGGUCCAUUCGUGCACAUCGCGAGCAUAGUGGCCACCCUUUUGUCCAAAUUGGUGACGAGUUUCCAAGGGAUCUACGAGAACGAGAGCAGGAACUGCGAGAUGCUCGCCGCGGCGUGCGCCGUAGGGGUGGCAGCCUGUUUCGCGGCCCCUAUCGGCGGCGUCCUGUUCAGCAUCGAGGUAACCACGGUGUAUUUCGCGGUGAGAAAUUAUUGGAGGGGGUUCUUCGCGGCUGUUUGCGGAGCAACCAUGUUCCGUCUGCUCGCUAUCUGGUUCCAACGAGAGGAAACGAUCACGGCGAUGUUCGCGACCAAUUUCACCAUGGACUUCCCCUUCGACCCCCAAGAGUUGUUCGUGUUCGCGUUGAUCGGGGUCGGAAGCGGUAUAGGGGGCGCUUUCUACGUCUGGCUGCACAGGCAAUACGUGAUCUUCAUGAGGAAGAACAAAAGUAUGAACAGCUUUCUGCAGAAAAAUCGCUUCUUGUACCCUGGAAUCGUCUCCUUGCUCGUCUCGUCCGUUUCAUUCCCCCUGGGACUAGGCCAGUUCAUGGCCGGUGAUUUGAAUACUCACGAUCAAGUGUACGGUUUGUUCACCAAUUUCACUUGGACCAAGCAAGAGUUGGGGGUUGAAGAAAUGAACAUAGUGAAGCAUUGGUCCACCGUGUAUACCGACGUGUUCAUCGGUUUGAUCGGUUUCGUUGCGUUCACGUUCAUCUUCUCGAUCAUAAGCUCCACGGUUCCCGUGCCAUCGGGAAUUUUCAUCCCCGUGUUCAAGAUUGGCGCCGCUCUUGGCAGAGCAAUGGGCGAAGCCAUGGCUCUGUGGUUUCCCAACGGCGUUCGUUACGGCGGUAUCAUAACGCCUAUCGUACCAGGAGGCUACGCUACCGUUGGGGCAGCUGCAUUUUCCGGUGCUGUGACCCAUACGAUAUCCGUGAGCGUUAUCGUGUUCGAGAUGACCGGUCAGAUCACUCACAUCGUCCCAAUCAUGAUCGCCGUGUUGAUCAGCAACGCCAUUGCCGCCCUUCUUCAGCCCAGCAUAUACGACAGUAUCAUUUUGAUCAAGAAGCUGCCCUAUCUUCCAGACUUAUUGCCAUCCAGUUCAGGAAUGUACAACGUGUACGUGGAAGAUUUUAUGGUUCGUGACGUAAAGUAUAUCUGGCAUGGAAUCUCGUAUCAGAGGUUGAAAGAAAUUUUAAAGGAAAACCGCAAGCUUCGCGGUUUUCCCCUGGUCGACAAUCCCGACUCGAUGAUCCUGCUUGGAUCUAUCCAGAGAUUGGAGUUAAUCAAGCUGAUCGAGAAGCACAUAGGCCGCGAAAGGAGGUUGCAGGUGGCACAAAAGUGGCACAAGGAGGCCGAAGAGAGGGCGCGGGAGGAAAUGGAACGACAAUUGAGGGAUCAGGAGAGGACGAGGCGACCGUCCAGGUUCGAAGUGAUCCCUGCUCCGGAUAUUCUCAAGAUGCAGAGGCAAAGUGCUAACGAUUUAACGAUGUCUCCAAACAACGGUGCCGCUUCUGAUCACCACACCUACCAUUCCCCGAUAUUUGGCUCGCAACCGAAGAAAUCGAUCUUGAAGAAGACCAAUUCCUUCACGUUGAAAGGAUUCAGCCCGUUGGUGAGCCCUGCUGCUACUCCUUACACCACUGUGACCGGUGCGGAGAGCAGGAUCCGUCUUGCCUUCGAGGCGAUCUUCCGCAAGUCAGCCACUUUGCAAGACGUGGAUCCAGAUCCAGAGAUAGGAGCCGGUGCUGGUGUCAGGCGUGACAGUCAAGAGGUGCCGCCGCACACUCCGAUGCUGGCUCCAAGUCCUGCCACCUCGAAGAAAGUACAACUGCCUCGCGAGAGGGUGAUAGACAUGUCGGCAGAGGAUCAGAAACGAUGGGAGGAAAGCGAAAUGUCGUUGGAGGUGGAUUUCUCGAGGUGUCACAUCGAUCCAGCACCCUUCCAAUUGGUCGAGCGAACAUCUUUGUUGAAGGUUCACAGUCUGUUCAGCAUGGUGGGGGUGAAUCACGCUUACGUGACGGCUAUCGGGAGGCUGGUCGGGGUUGUAGGAUUGAAAGAGCUGAGGAAAGCGAUAGAGGACGCCAACGCUGGAAUCUUGCCCAUGCAUUGUGAAUCCCACAUAGGCGUAUCCACGUCGAGCAUAGCCAAGAGCGAAACGGACACGGAAAGCAAGAAUGUCAGCACGAUGAACUCUAUUGCUUCCGUUGAUUGCGAGAAAGUCGAAAAAGUCUGAGUGAAAGUGAGAGAGAGAGAGAGAGAGAGAGAGAGAGAGAGAGAGAGAGAGAGAGAGAGAAGAGAAAGGAGGGAAAUGAGAGAUGGGCAAGGAAGGGAGAUACGUAGAAGCAAAAAUGUGAUAGUUAUAUUGUCAGAAUUGGCAAUAUGACCCGAACGAGAGACGUGUUUUUCUUUUC
Molecule: messenger RNA, 4468 nt
Organism: Apis laboriosa (Himalayan honeybee)
Lineage: Eukaryota; Metazoa; Arthropoda; Insecta; Hymenoptera; Apidae
Gene: ClC-a
Product: chloride channel protein 2
Exons: 14
Coding region: 1519-4290 (923 amino acids)
Biological process (GO): transmembrane transport; chloride transport
Cellular component (GO): membrane
Molecular function (GO): voltage-gated chloride channel activity
Source: RefSeq, a predicted model, not a curated record